CAUUUCAAGUAGACAAUUAAUCCAUUAAUAAGUACAGACCUUUGGACCUCUCCCUAUAAACAAGCUUUGGAAUCGUUUCGUGCUUAGACAUAAGCCAUAAUAGUAUUACAAUUCCUAGCAGGCUUAAAGAACCCAUGGCACAUUUUGUUCCAUUGUUGAGCACAUUGCUUAUUUUCUCCAUCUACUAUCAAGGGAAUGCACUUAGUUCAAAUUACUAUGCAAAAACAUGCCCUCAAGCUGAAGACACAGUAAUGCAGAUUGUAAAGAAGGAAUCAAAGAAAGACAAAACGGUGCCCGCAACCCUUCUGAGGAUGCAUUUCCAUGAUUGUUUCCUACGGGGCUGUGAUGCUUCUAUUUUGUUGAGCUCCAAGGGGAAAAACACUGCAGAAAAGGAUGCUCCUCCUAAUGGUUCUAUGCAUGGAUUCUACGUCAUUGACGGCGCAAAGAGAGCAGUUGAAGCUAUAUGUCCUGGCGUUGUCUCUUGUGCUGAUAUUUUAGCGUUUGCUGCAAGAGAUGCAGUCGUGUUAUCAGGUGGGCCUUACUGGGAGGUACCAAAAGGAAGAAAAGAUGGGCGAAUAUCUAGAGCCACUGAAACAACACUGCUGCCCAAGCCUACAUUCAACAUUUCUCAGCUCCAACAAAGUUUCCAACAGAGAGGUCUUUCGGCCGAUGACUUGGUGGCUCUUUUAGGUGCACACACUCUAGGUUUUUCCCAUUGCUCAUCCUUUAUUAGCCGAAUAUACAACUUCAAUGCCACACAUGACAUUGAUCCUACACUACGUCGAUCGUUUGCAGCAAGCUUGAAGAGCAUAUGUCCACUCAAAAACAGGGCUAAGAAUGCAGGAAUAAGCAAUGAUCCUUCCCCAACAACUUUUGAUAAUACUCAUUACAGAAUAAUUCUCCAAAAGAAGAGUUUGUUCUCUUCAGAUCAUGCUUUGCUCACUACUCCAAAAACCAAGAACCUAGUUUAUAAGUUUGCUACCUCAAAAGCAGCUUUUCAUAAGGCUUUUACUAAUUCCAUGAUUAAGAUGAGUAGCCUUACAGGUGGUCAAGAAGUUAGAAAAGAUUGCAGGGUAGUAAACUGAUUGCUCCAUUGUUAAUUAAUUCUACUUUGCGGUUUGAUAUCUGUAUAAUUGUAAUGAGAUGAUCCAGGAAUAUGGGCUGUCUAUCACUUCCUAUAUUGUCUUAGUUUCAUUUUAUUUCAAUUGAUGUUUUAUA
Nicotiana tabacum (common tobacco) is the source of this 1218-nucleotide messenger RNA. RefSeq names its product peroxidase 64. Gene Ontology annotation, molecular function: heme binding; peroxidase activity. The record is from RefSeq and is a predicted model, not a curated record. NCBI's taxonomy places the organism in Eukaryota, Viridiplantae, Streptophyta, Magnoliopsida, Solanales, Solanaceae. Gene Ontology annotation, biological process: hydrogen peroxide catabolic process; response to oxidative stress.